Molecule: messenger RNA, 3869 nt
Organism: Manis javanica (Malayan pangolin)
Lineage: Eukaryota; Metazoa; Chordata; Mammalia; Pholidota; Manidae
Gene: OR2AE1
Product: olfactory receptor family 2 subfamily AE member 1
Biological process (GO): G protein-coupled receptor signaling pathway
Cellular component (GO): membrane
Molecular function (GO): G protein-coupled receptor activity; olfactory receptor activity
Source: RefSeq, a predicted model, not a curated record
GCUGCUUAUCGUCAGGUAUGCGGAACCCCAGUAUUUCAGAUGUCACACUUGAUCUCCACUUCCUGCUCCCCAAGGACUGAGAAAGGGGAGAUGUGGCAGAGGAAUCGGACCUCUCCGGCAGACUUCAUCCUUGAAGGUCUCUUUGGUGACUCCCUCACCCACCGUCUUCUUUUCUCCUUGACCAUGGUGGUCUUCCUUGUGGCAGUGAGUGGCAACGCCCUCACCAUUCUCCUCAUUUGUGCCGAUCCCCGGCUUCAUACACCCAUGUACCACCUACUCAGCCAGCUCUCCCUCAUGGAUCUGAUGCAUGUCUCCACAACCAUCCCCAAGAUGGCUACCAACUAUCUAUCUGGCAAGAAGUCCAUCUCCUUUGUGGGCUGUGCAACGCAGCACUUCCUCUAUUUGUCUCUGGGUGGUGCCGAGUGUCUUCUGCUAGCUCUCAUGUCCUAUGACCGCUAUGUUGCCAUCUGCCAUCCACUGCGUUACACCAUUCUCAUGAACAGAGAGGUGGGACUGAUGAUGGCUCUCAUGUCAUGGUUGGGAGCAUCCAUAAACUCCCUAAUUCACACAGCAAUUUUGAUGCAUUUCCCUUUUUGUGGGCCUCGAAAAAUCCACCACUUCUACUGUGAGUUUCCAGCUGUUAUGAAGUUGGUAUGUGGAGACAUCACCAUUUGUGAGAACACAGUGUACAUCAGCAGUGUCUUGCUUCUCCUCUUCCCAAUCUUCCUGGUUUCCACAUCCUAUGUCUUCAUCCUCUGCAGUGUCAUUCAGCUGCGCUCAGCUGGCAGUAAGAGAAAUGCCUUUGCCACUUGUAGCUCUCACCUCACUGUGGUUUCCCUGUGGUUUGGUGCCUGCAUCUUCUCAUAUCUGAGGCCCAGGUCCCAGCACACUCCGUUGCAAGACAAAGUUGGUUCUGUGUUCAAUAGCAUCAUUACUCCCACACUGAAUCCUUUGAUUUAUACUCUCCGGAAUAAGGACAUAGCUAAGGCUCUGAGGAGAGUGCUGGGGAGAGAGAUUAUUACUCCAAGAGUGCAACUGCAGUUACCUGGCAUCUAAGAGUGGGAUGGAAUAAGCUCCUUAAACUGAUCAGGGUAAACCUCUCAGAUUUUUCAAGGCCCAGAUCCCUGAUGACUACUGCAGAAUGAAGCGGCUGACACACAACUCCAGUAUUCUAAGUUGGUCUCAGGCCCCUAAGCACCAUAGGGUACUAUCUUAGUCUAUAACAAAACACCAUGGCCUGGACGUCUUAAACAACAAACACCUAUUUCUCAUAGUUCUAGAGGCUGAGAAGUCCAAGAUGAAGCCUGGAAAGUGCUAGGCAUUCUCUUACUUCCUUUUAAUCUCUUUUAAAAUGUAACUUCGGUAAAAUGUGAUUUCCCCAAGUACCCUAUCCAGAGCAGCACUCUUCAUUCUCUGUCCCCAGCUUCUACUUUGCCUGAUGUUGCAUGAUAUUCUACUAUGCUGCAUCAUAUUUAUUGUCUGUUUUACUACAAUGUAAGCUCCAUGAAGAAAAGGACUUUACUUUGUUUAUGAUUAUUUCACCAGAGCCAAGAAAAGACCCUGGUAUGAAAUGAGUGCUCAGUGACUAUUUGUUUCAUGGAUUAAUAAAUAAAAGGGACCUAGCUUAUUUUACUAUUCCACAUGACAUUAGUGAUAUGUGACUCAGAAAUGGGAAGAGAUUAUAAAAGUGAAUUAAUACAAUGGAAGGCUUGGUAAGACUCAUUUGUCUCAUAGCCAGAUAUUAAUCUAUGCAAAUGCAGAGGCCUGACAUCUCAGUGAACUUUUCUGGGAUCUAUGUGUCUGGGGAUUGCAAAGUAAGGGACAAAUUUCUAUAUCUUGUUUUCUAUACUAGUUAAAAAAAAAGAGUCAUGAAGCUCAGGGACCAUCUUCAGAAGAAUACCCUUAGGGUUUGAGAGCAAAGUUAUGUCCUCUUUUAAAAAGCAACUAUUUUCCCUUUGAGAAAUAGCUUUUGGGCAUUCUAUAAUAAGGUGAGCUGCCCAUCAUGAGUUGGGUGUCAUCUUAUCCAUCUAGCUCUAAGGUUGGAUUUGCCCUAUAAGUAGGGUUAAUUUGCACAGAAACUGUGCCUGUGUUGUUUCUGAAGGCACGAGGGUGUUGCAUAAACACCUACUACAUAAUCCCAGUUAGAGAGAGGUGGUGGUCCUCUGCUAAUUCUCCCUCUCUCUACACACAACUAUGCGCUUGUCAGGAAUGCUAUAAGAUUAUUUGAGAAUGAAAUUAUCUGAGCCAAGUUUAUGAAUGGUUAUUUAUGUAAUACUAGCAUCUGCCAAUAGUAAAUAAUAUAGUGCUGUUAAGGCUCCCCUUGAGAAGAGAUUUAACCCUAUAUUAUUUUAAUUGUUCUUUAUAUAUUCUAGAUAGUAACCCCUUAUCAGAUAAAUGGCUUACAAAUGUUUCCUGUAAUUCCAUAGGUUGCCUAUUCACUCUGUUGUGUAUUUUGAUGAACACAAGCAUAAAUUAUUUUUUGAUGCAUCUAUUUUUACUUUUGUUGCCUCCACUUUUUGUGUCAUAUCCAAUAAAUCAUUAGUAAAUCCAAUGUCAUGGAGCACCCCUUAUGUUUUCUUCUAAGAGUUAUGUUACAGUAGACGGCUUGGUAAGACUUAGCUUUAGCUUGAUAAGACACAGUUUUAGCUCUUACAUUUUGGUUUUUGAUACAUUUUUUGGUUAAAUUUUGUAUAUAGUAUAAGGUAAGAGUUCAAUUUCAUUCCAUUUACAAUAGCAGCAAAAAAGAGUAAAAUACUUGCGAACUUACUUAUCCAUGGAAGUGAAAGAUUUGUACACUGAAAACUACAAAACACUGCGGAAAGAAAUUAAAGAGAUAGAUAAAUGAAAAGAUAUACUGUGCUCAUGGAUGAGAGGACUAAAUAUUGUUAAGACAUCCAUACUACCCAAAGUGACCUACAGAGUCAAUACAAACCUUAUCAAAAUACCAAUGGUAUUUUUUUCAGAAAUAGAAAAACCUAUCCUAAAAUUCAUAUGGAAUCAAAGGACCCCAAAGAGUCAAAACAAUCCUGAAAGUGAAUAAAAUGGGAGAAUUCACAAUAUCUCAUUUCAAAACUUCCCACAAAAUUACAGUAAUUAAAACAGUGUGGUACUGGCAUAAAGACAGACACAUGGACCAAUGGAACAGAACAGAGAUCCCAGAAAGAAACCUUCACAUAUGUGGUCAAGUGAUUUUCAACCAGGAUGUCAAUACCAUUCAAUGGGGGAAGUGUAGGUGCUGGGAAAACUAGAUAUCCACAUGCCAGAGAAUGAAAUUGGAUCAUUAUCUUACACCAUAUACAAAAUUUAACUGAAAAUGUAUCAAAAACCUAAAUGUAAGAGCCAAAACUUUUCAAAAAAAACAGGAAGAGCUUUAUGACACUGGAUUUGCCAGUGAUUUGGAUAUGACACAUAAGCACAGGCAACAAAAUUAAAAGUAGAUAAAUUCAACUACAUCAAAAUUUAAAAUGUGUUCGACAAAGGACACACAGAGUGGAAAGGCAAAAUGGAAUGAGAGAAAAAAAUUUGUAAACCACACAUCUGAUAAGGUGUUAAUAUCCAGAAUAUCAGAAUAUAUAAUGAGUGACUACAACUCAACAACAACAAAACAUCAUGAUUAAAAAAUAGGCAAAGGACUUGAAUAGACAUUUCUCCAAACAAGUUAUACAGAUGGCCAGUAAGCGCAUGAAAAGAUGCUCAACAUCACUGAACAUAGGCGAUAUGAUUAGUAAAAAUCAGCUCAAAUUAGAUUAAAGAAUUGAAAGUAAGAUUUAAAACCAUAAAACUUUGAGAAAAAAACAUAAAUGGGUAAGCCUCUUAACAUUGGUCUUGGUAAUGAUUUUUUGGAUUUGAUACCAAGAGCAAAGGCAACA